Molecule: messenger RNA, 2325 nt
Organism: Enhydra lutris kenyoni (northern sea otter)
Lineage: Eukaryota; Metazoa; Chordata; Mammalia; Carnivora; Mustelidae
Product: coronin 6
Exons: 11
Coding region: 276-1691 (471 amino acids)
Biological process (GO): actin filament organization; cell migration
Molecular function (GO): actin filament binding
Source: RefSeq, a predicted model, not a curated record
UUGAUGGCAGCGGCAGCUGGGACUGCAGCGACGUCGGGCCCCGGAGAGCCGCAAGCAGCGGCCCGAGCGCGCAGAGGAACACCCGGGCCCCAGACGCCGCGGACACCCGGAGAGGCAGUUCCGGCGCCCUGACUCCCUCGGCCCCCAGCGCACCCCUAAACCCCUCCGCAGAGGAGUCGCAGCGUGAGCGCCCCUCGGCCCACUCAGGACCAGUUCACAGGACUAAGGACCAAAGGCAUUCCCGGAACUGAGAUCCUCCAUUUCUACCCACAGCCAUGAGCCGGCGUGUGGUUCGGCAGAGCAAGUUCCGCCAUGUGUUUGGGCAGGCGGCAAAGGCUGACCAAUCCUACGAGGAUAUCCGUGUGUCCAAGGUCACAUGGGACAGCUCCUUCUGUGCCGUCAACCCCAAAUUCCUGGCCAUUAUUGUGGAGGCGGGAGGUGGAGGUGCCUUCAUUGUCCUGCCUCUGGCCAAGACAGGACGAGUGGAUAAGAACUACCCGCUGGUCACCGGGCACACUGCCCCUGUGCUGGACAUCGAUUGGUGCCCACACAAUGACAACGUCAUUGCCAGUGCCUCAGAUGACACCACAGUCAUGGUGUGGCAGGUUCCAGACUACACCCCAGUGCGCAACAUUACGGAACCCAUCAUUACACUUGAGGGACACUCCAAACGUGUGGGCAUCCUCUCCUGGCACCCCACGGCCCGGAAUGUCCUGCUCAGUGCAGGUGGUGACAAUGUGAUCAUCAUCUGGAAUGUGGGCACGGGGGAGGUGCUCCUGAGUCUAGACGACAUGCACCCAGAUGUCAUCCACAGCGUGUGCUGGAACAGCAAUGGCAGCCUGCUAGCCACCACCUGCAAGGACAAGACCCUGCGCAUUAUCGACCCCCGCAAGGGCCAGGUGGUGGCGGAGAGGUUUGCGGCCCACGAGGGAAUGAGGCCCAUGCGGGCCGUCUUCACGCGCCAGGGUCAUAUCUUCACCACAGGCUUCACCCGCAUGAGCCAGCGAGAGCUGGGCCUGUGGGACCCGAACAACUUUGAGGAGCCAGUAGCGCUGCAGGAGAUGGACACAAGCAAUGGGGUCCUACUGCCCUUCUACGACCCCGACUCCAGCAUCAUCUACCUAUGCGGCAAGGGCGACAGCAGCAUUCGGUACUUUGAGAUUACCGACGAACCACCUUUCGUGCAUUACCUGAACACGUUCAGCAGCAAGGAGCCUCAGAGGGGCAUGGGUUUCAUGCCCAAGCGAGGGCUGGACGUCAGCAAGUGUGAGAUCGCCCGGUUCUACAAGUUGCACGAAAGAAAAUGUGAGCCCAUCAUCAUGACUGUGCCCCGCAAGUCAGACCUGUUUCAGGACGACCUGUACCCAGAUACUCCGGGCCCCGAGCCGGCCCUAGAAGCGGACGAAUGGCUAUCCGGCCAGGACGCCGAACCCGUGCUCAUCUCUCUGAGGGACGGUUACGUGCCUCCCAAGCACCGCGAGCUCCGGGUCACCAAGCGCAAUAUACUGGACGUGCGUCCUCCCUCCGGUCCCCGCCGCAGCCAGUCGGCCAGUGACGCCCCCUUGUCGCAGCACACUCUGGAGACGCUGCUGGAUGAGAUCAGGGCCCUUCGCGAGCAGGUGCAGGCUCAGGAGCAGCGCAUCACGGCUCUGGAGAACAUGCUGUGCGAGCUGGUGGACGGCACGGACUAGCGCGGCGCGCUGGGGGCAGCUCCGAGCCUGGGGAGCAAAGCCGGGCGGGGAGCAGGACUCGGCCCCGCCCCGGCUUUCUGUCCGGAACCCCGGACCCCGCUCUUAUGGGCGGGGUCCGGGGGCUGGACUGGAAAGGGAACUCUAUCCCCUCGCGGGAGUCCCGGACAAACGGAGCGUCGCCGAGACUCUCGUCUGCCUGGCACCCGCCUGGCUACGUGCCUCGCCCGGGACUCAGCAGGAGCUGGCCUUGGGAGGCCCGGGGUGACGGGGACCUCAGUAACGGUGCUGCACGGCGAGGCGGUGUCCCUUCUGUCUCCCGCCUAGGGCAGGGGAAGUGCUUAGUAUUAGCGCUAUUCUUGGGGAUAUCGGGGAGCUUGGGCUUGACCUCAAAGGGGUAGCCGUGCAACGGGUCUCGCCAGACCAAAUGGGGAAAGUUAUAACGCUUCUCCCUCUAAUUGGCUCACUUGAUGCCACUACCCGAAGUGGUAAAACGGAUGGGCGCCACCCCAGAUCUACAGACAUACACAACCCAUUGGCCGCAGGGCCGAACCCACCAGUUACACCCAGCAGUCUGUGGCAGAGGGCUGUCUUCCUUCUUUUCACCCGCAGGGGAGAGGGCGGCUUCCGCACUGCA